Cuscuta campestris is the source of this 810-nucleotide messenger RNA. NCBI's taxonomy places the organism in Eukaryota, Viridiplantae, Streptophyta, Magnoliopsida, Solanales, Convolvulaceae. The record is from the annotation of a GenBank genome assembly.
GAAAUGCUUUUUGAGACUAGCAUCAAUUCCCAAGGGUGGAAUUCUUAUUUCAACCUUUAAGAAUUGCUAUUGCCUUUCUCUUCCUUGCCGUCUCGCGAUAUCUUCUUCGUCGCCUUCUUCUUUCCGAUCAGACACGCCUCAUCCAUCUUUUGUAGCUUCGUUGCAACACUCCAGUAAUGCAGAUCUUUGUGAAAACCCUAACCGGAAAGACAAUUACUCUCGAAGUCGAGAGUAGUGACACCAUCGACAAUGUCAAGGCCAAGAUUCAGGACAAAGAAGGCAUCCCUCCGGAUCAGCAAAGACUGAUUUUUGCAGGAAAGCAGUUGGAAGAUGGAAGGACUCUGGCCGAUUACAACAUUCAAAAGGAAUCAACCCUUCACCUGGUUUUGAGACUCAGGGGAGGAACCAUGAUUAAGGUUAAGACUCUCACCGGAAAGGAGAUUGAGAUUGAUAUUGAACCUACUGACACCAUUGAUCGGAUCAAGGAGCGAGUUGAAGAAAAAGAGGGAAUUCCUCCUGUGCAACAAAGGCUUAUUUAUGCUGGGAAGCAGCUUUCAGAUGAUAAAACAGCUAAAGAGUACAACAUUGAGGGUGGUUCUGUUCUUCACCUUGUCCUAGCGCUGAGGGGCGGGUUUCUUUUUCUUUAGACGUUCCCCUGUUGUUGGGAUGAAAGGAUUUGCAUUUAAGAAGAAUGGAGUUUGAUGUUACUCCAUAUGAUACUUUUUGGGUGGAUGCUUGUGCAUGUGUACGCUCACAUCCAUUUAGGCAUUACCCAUUGCCUCUUAAUAUCCAUCGUGGCUUGACCAUAAU